AUGAUCGGUGUCCAAUUAAGAAAAAUGGUUCUAAUUAGCUUGAUCUCAAGUAUUUCAAUCAUACCAAUGAUGUGUGAAAUUGUAGAGGAUUCAGAAGAUAUUGCAGGGUUCUCAAGGUUUAGCAAACCACGUACUUCGCUUGAAGAUGAUGACCAAAUGCAGCGUAGUGAACCUUCAACAUCAUGUUACAACUUUUUCUGUACUUGGACCAGUACAUGUAUUGAUAUUGGCUGCAGUGGUUGUGCUCCUACUGGUAGGUGUUACUAA
Molecule: messenger RNA, 267 nt
Organism: Melampsora larici-populina 98AG31
Lineage: Eukaryota; Fungi; Basidiomycota; Pucciniomycetes; Pucciniales; Melampsoraceae
Exons: 1
Coding region: 1-267 (88 amino acids)
Source: RefSeq, a predicted model, not a curated record